Solanum dulcamara is the source of this 1525-nucleotide messenger RNA. Its product is annotated as double-stranded RNA-binding protein 4-like. Lineage: Eukaryota; Viridiplantae; Streptophyta; Magnoliopsida; Solanales; Solanaceae. Gene Ontology annotation, biological process: rRNA processing; regulation of gene expression. The record is from RefSeq and is a predicted model, not a curated record. The coding region runs from base 144 to 1199 and encodes 351 amino acids. Gene Ontology annotation, molecular function: double-stranded RNA binding; ribonuclease III activity. Gene Ontology annotation, cellular component: nucleus. The transcript is spliced from 5 exons.
UCCCAAUUUUUGUUUGACCAAGAAAUAAACCUAGGCCUAUUGCAAAAUGUCGUGUGUAUACCCAAAAUCACCAAUUGGCUUCUCUUUCAGUGAACUCUAAACAACUUGGUAAAUAGCGUAAGGUCUAUCAUUCUUCUUCAACCAUGGCGGAAGUGAAUUCUGUGACUCAAAGCUCUGAACAGCAAAAUAAAUUGGCCGAAGCUGUCACUAAUCAAAACCCAAUUUCUGAAAGUGAAACUGAAAAAGGACAGCGUCAGAAUAUUCAUGAGGAAUUCAUUCACAAGAAUCGUCUACAAGAGUUGACCCAGCGAUCGUCCCUAGGUCGUCCAGUUUAUCACACUGUCAAUGCAGGCUCUCAGCAUGCACCCCUCUUUAGAUCCAGUGUUUUUGUUGAUGGGUUUUGGUAUACCUCUCCUAGCACAUUUUCACAUCUAAAGGCUGCAGAGCAGGACGCUGCCAAAGUUGCCUUGAUUGGCUUGAAAGAAAAGAUGAAACAUGAGGGAUGCCCUCUUAUUCGUGAGGAUACAGUGUUUUGCAAGUCUAUCCUGAAUGAGUAUGCUGUUAAAAUGAACCUGGAGAAACCUACUUAUCAGACAAUUCAACCUGUGGCAGUGCUUCCUGUUUUUAAGUCUACCUCGGUCUUCAAUGGUAUUCAUUAUACGGGAGAAACCGGGAAAAACAAGAAAGAAGCUGAACAGCUGGCAGCUCGAGCAGCAGUUAUUUCCAUCUUAGAAACUGGUGCUGGAACUGUGAUGUUUGAGAUCAUCAAGUCUAAACGCAAGCUUUAUGCUGCACUAGAUAAAGUUCAGGAUACAGGUGAUUUUAAUGCUGGCUUCAUGCCAAUGGAAUUUGGUCGUCCGCUUCGUGUGGAUAAAAGAAAAGAAGUUGAAAUUAUUGAAGGUGCUGGGGAAAAGGCUAAUAGUGGACUUUUAGCAUAUAGUUUGGGACAACCUAGUGAUGUUCAGGCACCAGAUCAGCUUCAUGUAUUUAAAAGACCAAAAUCAGGAUCUUCAUCAGCGGAAGUGGCCCCUCCCAUAGUAUUUGUGCCCCCUGUCCUGGAUCCAUCUUUGCUUUGCUCAACUUCCAGAAAGAAACGUCGAAACAAGAAAAAAGCAAAGAAAAAUGUGCAAGUUGACCCUCAGGUGCCUGCUGCUACGUUACCAUUGGCUCAAGUUCCCCCUUGCUCGGUGGCACAGUGAGUUUCUUAGGCGAUUAUUAUUGGCAGAGAUAACGGAACUUAAUGAACCUUGUCUAAUUCUGUUGAAACCAUGAAACGCCAAUUAUGUUCACUGGGAUUAGUUCACCCGUUGGAAUAUGUUGCAGGUUUCAAGUUCUGUUGCAUUUGCAGGAAUAGAGUCCUAUAUCUGUUACCUCAACAAGGCAUAAAUGUAUGUUAAUCUUCUGUAAGUUGUUGCUCCUUGUAGUAACUUGGUACAGACAGUGUCCGCCUUGUCAAAGACAUGCAACUUUUGCUGUAGUUGUGGAUAGUUUCUUUAUGGUUUGAUAAAAUACUUGCGUCUUUCCA